UACUCUACACUCAUGGAACUCCAAAUUUCAGUUGCAGUUGCAGUUGCUUUGGCUGCAACCCUGAUAUUGGCAUGGAGAAUACUGAACUGGGUAUGGUUGAAGCCAAAGAAGCUGGAGAGGUGCUUGAGACGACAGGGUCUCUCCGGUAACCGAUAUCGGCUUUUUUCCGGAGACCUUAAUGAGAUGUCCGACAUGUUAAAACAAGCUAUGUCCAAGCCCAUUAAACUAACCGACGAUAUUUUCACUCGGGUCUCCCCCUUCUUCUGCAACAUGAUGGAGAAAUAUGGAAAAAAUUCUUUUAUGUGGUUCGGAAUGGUGCCGAGGGUGACUCUAAUGAACCCAGAACAUAUUAAACAAGUACUAAUCAAGACCAAUGACUUCAAGAAGCCAAGUGUGAACCCUCUGGCCAGAUAUCUGCUAUCGGGAAUUGUCUCUCACGAGGGUGAGAAGUGGGUCACUCAUAGAAGAAUCAUUAAUCAAGCGUUUCUACUGGAGAAGCUCAAGGAUAUGGUGCCUGCAUUCCAAAAAAGUUGCAGUGAUCUGGUCAGUAAAUGGGAAGAGUUGGUUUCUGUGGAGGGAUGUUGUGAGUUGGAUGUAUGGCCUUACCUCACAAAUUUGACAAGUGAUGUGAUUUCUCGGACAGCAUUUGGGAGUAGCUAUCAGGAAGGCAGAAGAAUUUUUCAGCUCCAAGAUGAACUUGCAGAACUUACAAUACAAUCUCUCCGAUCCUUUUAUAUUCCAGGAUGGAGAUUUGUUCCAUCAAAGCUUAACAAGAGGCUGAAGGAAAUUAACAAAGAAAUAAAAGUUUCACUAAGAGGAAUCAUCAGCAAAAGAGAACGUGCAAUGAAAGCAGGGGAGUUUGCAAAGAAUGACUUGCUAGGUAUACUUUUGGAGGCCAAUUCUAAAGAAAUUCAAGAACAUAGAGAUAACAAUAAUAGUGGAAUGAGCAUUGAUGACGUGAUUGAUGAGUGCAAGAUAUUUUACUUUGCCGGCCAAGAGACAACAUCUGUAUUGCUUGUUUGGACAAUGGUUCUAUUGGCACAACAUACAAAUUGGCAAGCUCAUGCACGAGAGGAGGUUUUGCAAGUCUUCCGUAAAAAUAAACCCGACUUUGAUGGACUGAAUCAGCUUAAAGUUGUAACAAUGAUCUUGUAUGAAGUUUUAAGGUUCUAUCCACCUGUUGUGGCACUUACUCGAUUAGUUGACAAAGAGACGAGACUUGGAGACUUGGUACUACCAGCUGGAGUGGAAGUCGCUCUGCCAACAAUCCUAAUCCAACGUGAUCCUACAUUUUGGGGUGAGGAUGCAGGAGAGUUCAAACCAGAGAGGUUUGCCGAUGGGGUUUCAAAGGCUGUGAAGAACCCAGUUGCUUUCUUCCCUUUCUCAUGGGGUCCUAGGAUUUGUGUUGGCCAAAACUUUGCUCUAAUAGAAGCAAAAAUGGCUUUGUCAAUGAUGUUGCAACAUUUCAAAUUCGAGCUUUCCCCAUCCUAUACUCAUGCACCGUACUGGGUUAUUACCAUGCGCCCUCAACACGGUGCCCACAUGAUAUUACGCAAGAUCUAG
Messenger RNA from Carica papaya (papaya), 1563 nucleotides. RefSeq names its product cytochrome P450 CYP72A219-like. Gene Ontology annotation, molecular function: monooxygenase activity; heme binding; oxidoreductase activity, acting on paired donors, with incorporation or reduction of molecular oxygen. NCBI's taxonomy places the organism in Eukaryota, Viridiplantae, Streptophyta, Magnoliopsida, Brassicales, Caricaceae. The record is from RefSeq and is a predicted model, not a curated record.